Molecule: messenger RNA, 2010 nt
Organism: Sungouiella intermedia
Lineage: Eukaryota; Fungi; Ascomycota; Pichiomycetes; Serinales; Metschnikowiaceae
Source: the annotation of a GenBank genome assembly
AUGUCUUACUCCAGAUCUAGAUACAAUAGAAAAUCUUACAGACCGGCUCAUAAAUCUCAUAGUGCCGCUUACGAGAGACCGUCGCAUGGAAGAUCUCAUGGACAUAGAAAGUUUGCCAGAAACCAGAAAUACUCAAAGUACCACUACCCACAGCCAUCCUCGAAACAUGUUUAUGUUGAGGAGCCAGAGACUGACGAGGAGAGCUCGGAAAGCGAAUAUGACGGUUACGCUCAGUCUGACUCCGACGAGGAGGUUUAUGACUUUGACUUGGAAAGAAACCAAUCUGAGUCUGAAUCUGAGUCUGAAUCUCAGUUCGACUCGGACGAAGAUGCUUACGAGCAGGUUUUCAUCAUCGAUGAUUCCGACGACAUUAUCGACAUGAACGACGCUUUGGAGCUUGCCGCUUUGGACUCCAUGGAGGCAGAGGGAAAACUCAGAGACGUUAACGACGACUUGGUUAGAUACUAUGACUCGGACUCUGAAGACGAACAGCAGCUUGUGUUUGCAAACAAUGACUCUGAGACUGAUUCUGAAAGUGAUUCUGAAAGUGACUCUGAGUCUGAACUUGACCUGGACUCUGAUGCUGAAAUGGACACCGACGAAGAGGUUAUUCUUCUACUUGAUUCCGACUUGGAGAACCUCAGUGACAUUGAGGUCGAGAGUGACUCUUCUGACAGUGAAUCCAGCGAUUCUGAGUCCGAAUCUGAUUCCGACUCUGAGUCCGACUCUGACUCUGACUCUACCUCCAGCGAGAGCGAGAGCGAAUGCGAAUGUGGAUCCGACUGUGAACCAGAUAUUGAGUCCGAAUGUGACUCUCUGUGUGAGUGUGACUGCGAGUGCGAGGACGAGGACAGCGAGUCUGUCACCGACCUUGAUGUUGACUCCAACGACGAAGUCCUCCAAUUGGAGAACAUUAGACGUGCUUACGCAGACGAACUUGAAUCCGGCGAUGAGGCCUCUGAUGUUUCCACUGAAGCUGAGUCUGACGACGAUGUCUUCUUCGAGGUUGACUCUGACUACUCUUCCUCCGACGAGGACAUCCCAGUUGAAGUUGAUGCUGGUGACCCAGUUUACUACGAAUACUACAUGGAUUCCGACUCCGAUUCUGACUCUUCUGAUGACGAGGGUGUCACUAUCUACAAGCACAGAUUCGACUUGCCAGACCGUUACGACUCUGAAAACGACUCCACUGAUGACGAGUUGGACUACUCCGACGAGGAAAUGUUGAGGGCCAACGACUCUGAUGACGAGUUCGAGAUUGUUGACUUGAGCAAAGACUUGAAGGACUCCAAGGACUGCGAGUUGGUUGAACUCGACGAGAACACCUACAAGUUGAACCUCAGAUUGCCAUCCAUGAUCAAGGAGGACUUGAAAGUCAACUUUUUGAAGCACCAGAACGAGCUUGUCAUCAGCGGCAAGUUCGACUUCACCGCCGAGGAGUCAGAUGAUGAGGACAUUGCCGAACAGGACGAGGAAGUUUACGAGAGUGCUGAGGAGGACCCAUCUGAGACUAAAGAGGGUGCUGAGGCUUCUGAGUCUGACUCCGAGUCUGAAUCUUCUUCUGAGUCUGAGUCUGAGUCUUCUUCCUCUUCUGAGUCCGAGUCUGAGUCCGAGUCUAGCUCUUCCUCUUCUUCCGACUCCGAGUCUGAUUCUGAUUCUGAGUCUGAGGAGGAGAUCGUCGAAGAUGCUCAGCAGUUGAUCAAGGACUUCCAGAAGCAGGAGAUCCAAUUUGAGAAGCACUUCCAGUUCGACAAGGUCAUCAAGUUUGACGAAAUCAAGGCCACCUUCUUGGCUAAUGGUGAGUUGGAGUUGAUCAUUCCUAACGAGGGUACCGACUUGGACAAGAACGCCAACACCUACUCCAUUGCCAUUGAGGAUGCGGAGGAUGUUGUUCAGGGCGUCAUUGAAGAUGUUGCAAUCCCAGAGACCAAGCCAGUGGUUGAGGGUGAUGAUGAUGAAUUGACUCCCGUCGUCGAGUUUGUUGCUGAAGACGUGGAGAUGGAGAACUAA